UAAUACGGAGUCUUUGGCAGGUAAUCUAUAGAUAAUGUCCGUGCAAUAUCAAUAAAUAUACUCAUAAUAUAAAAUAAAUAUUUUUUAAACGUUUUAUAUUAUUAUAUACAAAUUGCAAACAACUCGGCAUAUCAAAAGAUAGCUGUUGAAGGUAAAACACCGUUCAGAGAGAUAUUAAUUCAUAAUGCAGACAAAAAGGCAAACCAGUGAGCCGAAAGUAUUCUCCCUAGAUUAUAUGAAAUCGCUCCGCUUCACGCUCGAAACGAUAGGACAAUGGCCCAACCGAUCGCUAGGGGACCUUUCACGGCGUGCAGUAAUGUUGGCCACGUAUCACAAAUUCUUAAUAUGCACAUUUUGUUUUACGGAAAUCCUAGCGUUUUCGUACAUGAUAAAGCACAGAAAAACGAUCCGUUUUAUUGAUAUGGGGCAAAUUUACACGAAUUUGUUUUUAACCGGGCUAUUCCUUCAAAGAGCAUCGCUACCUUUUCAGAAGAACUACAAAAAGUGUGUGAAAAAGUUUGUUUUAGAAUUUCACUUAAUGCACCAUGAGCAUUUAAGUGAAUUUGCAGCGAAGGAAUUACGCAAAGUCAACAAAAUCUGCAAGAUCGCGACCAAAGUCAUUUAUCUCCAGCUCGCCUGCGGAAUGCUGGCGUACAACCUCUCCCCCCUUUUCCGGAACUAUUACGAAGGAAUGUUCACAGGCGAACUCCCCGAAAACAAAUCGUUUGUACACUCCGUCGACUACCUUCUACCUUUUGACGCUUAUCGCAGUUUCAAGGGUUACCUAGUUAUAUUCAUAUGGAAUUGGUUCCCUACAUACAAUAUACCUACUGCUAUGGGUAUUUAUGAUCUGUUGGUGUUCGUAAUGGUUUUCCAUAUGGUCGGGCAUAUGAAUAUACUUCUUAAUAGUUUGAAAGAAUUUCCAAGGCCGCAAGAGGAUGGUUUGCCGACGACACGGGAGUAUAAUGAAGAGAUAUUUGGAUUGUUGAAAAAUGUGAUUCGACAUUAUCAGAUAAUCAAGGAUUUCAUGGGAGAUAUGACUGCAGCAUUUGAUCUGACGUUGUGUUGCUAUCUAGCAUUUCACCAAGUUAUGUGUUGUCUGAUGUUGCUAGAAUGUUCUACAUUGGAGCCGGAGGCCUUGGUAAAAUAUGGGAUGCUUGCCGCGGUCAUAUUCCAGCAAUUAAUUCAGACUUCUGUGGCGUUCGAGUUAAUUAAAUCAAAGAGUAAACGUCUCGGUGAUGAAGUAUAUGCAGUACCAUGGGAAUAUAUGAACGUGAAAAACAGAAGAAUUUUCGUACUAUUCCUUAGGAACGUGCAGUACCCAUUAGGUCUAAAAGCAGGGGGGAUGGUGCCAGUGGGAGUGAUGAGUAUGUCUACGAUCAUAAGGACAUCAAUUUCAUAUUACAUCAUGCUAGCUACAUUCGCAGACUAAUACAAUGAAGAACGAAAACAAUUGUAAUCUUAAGAACGAUUCACGUCUC
This is a messenger RNA of Cydia pomonella (codling moth), 1481 nucleotides long. RefSeq lists its product as uncharacterized. Gene Ontology annotation, molecular function: odorant binding; olfactory receptor activity. Gene Ontology annotation, cellular component: plasma membrane. Gene Ontology annotation, biological process: detection of chemical stimulus involved in sensory perception of smell; sensory perception of smell. NCBI's taxonomy places the organism in Eukaryota, Metazoa, Arthropoda, Insecta, Lepidoptera, Tortricidae. The transcript is spliced from 8 exons. The record is from RefSeq and is a predicted model, not a curated record. The coding region runs from base 185 to 1432 and encodes 415 amino acids.